UUUGCAAUAAAAGAGUUUCGGAAACGUCUUUUCUUUUUGCGCAAAUUCAGUGGGUGGGAGUUGGGACGACGUCGACUCUGCACCUUGUAUCCUUCGCUCACAUGUCCCCUCUCUCUCUCUCUCUCUCUCUCUCUCUCUCUCCCCCUCUCUCUGUGCAUGCAUUUAUGUCCACGCCAUUAAGGAAAAGCUCUCGUAGCGAAAAUGCAUGCAUUGUACGUAACAUAUAUAGCCAGCGAAGGAACGCUUUCGAGAGGUCCAUGCAUCUAAGGAAGGUACCGCUUCUUUAAGGAUGUAGCAUUUUGAUUAACACACUCAAACAGUGAAGAAGAUCAAAGUUGAAUCACACCCAUUGGUGAAAUGUUAUUUAUAUUUAUAUCCGAUAAAAAGAAAAUGGAAAUAACAACGAGAGCUGUCUCUUUCGUGCUCCUUCGCCUCUCUCUUAUAUAUAAUCCCUAAUCUUCGAUGCAUGAUUCUGCAUGCACAUCUUAUACAAGAAAAAGAAAAUGGAUCUUCUCUUUCUCUUGUCCUCUCUUCUCUUCUCUUAUCUCUUCUUCAAGAUCUGGAAGCUGAUGGACUCAAAGCGUGACCAAGAAUGCUACAUAUUGGACUACCAGUGCUACAAGCCCUCGGACGACCGAAUGGUGAGUACCCAUUUCUCCGGCGAGAUCAUUCGCCGGAAUAAUAGACUCGGGCUCAACGAAUACAAGUUCCUCCUCAAAGCCAUCGUCAGCUCCGGCAUCGGAGAGCAAACCUACGGCCCAAGGCUCGUGUUCGAAGGCCGAGAAGAGAAUCCGACUUUGCGCGAUGGGAUCUUGGAGAUGGAAGAGUUUUACACCGACAGCGUCGGAAAACUCCUCCACAGGAACAAGGUUUCCCCUCAAGAGAUCGAUGUCGUCGUCAUCAACGUCUCCAUGCUCUCUUCGGUUCCUUCGUUGUCGUCGAGGAUCGUAAACCACUACAAGAUGAGGGGGGACGUGAAAGUUUUCAACUUGACGGGGAUGGGAUGCAGCGCCAGUCUCAUAUCCAUCGACAUUGUCAGGAACAUCUUCAAGUGCUAUAAGAACAUGUGCGGUCUUGUCGUGACGUCCGAAUCUUUGAGCCCUAAUUGGUACAACGGCAACAACAGAUCCAUGAUCCUCGCGAACUGCUUGUUCAGGUCGGGGGGAUGCGCGAUGCUGAUGACGAACAAGCGAAGCUUGAGCCGAAGAGCCAUGUUCAAGCUCAAGGGCAUGGUACGGACACACCACGGCUCCAGAGAUGACUCGUACAACUGUUGUAUCCAGACAGAGGACGAAGAGGGUCGGAUAGGGUUUCACUUGGGCAAGAACUUGCCGAAGUCAGCGACACGAGCUUUCGUCGACAAUCUCAGAGUCAUAACACCAAAGAUCUUGCCUGUAACCGAGCUCUCGAGGUUCGUGUUACGUCUCAUGGCGGAAAGACUGCGUGGAAACCCUAGCAAAGGCUCGACAACUUCGAAUCUCGCGCCAGUAGUUGCUCCAAAGGCAGGGAUCAACUUGAAGACUGGGAUCGAACACUUUUGCAUCCACACCGGAGGGAAAGCCGUGAUCGAUGGGAUAGGUAACAGCCUUGACCUGUCGGAAUAUGAUCUAGAGCCGGCGAGGAUGACGCUGCAUAGGUUCGGGAACACGUCAGCGAGUAGCUUGUGGUACGUUUUGGCGUACAUGGAGGCGAAGAAGAGGCUGAAGAGAGGAGACAGAGUGUUCAUGGUUAGCUUUGGAGCAGGCUUCAAGUGUAACAGUUGUGUUUGGGAGGUUGUAAGAGAUCUGGGUCUUGAUGAUGAUGAUGAUGAUGAUGAUGAUGGUAAUGUUUGGAGACAUUGCAUCGAUAAAUACCCACCAAAGUCUAUAUCGAAUCCUUAUUUGGAGAAGUAUGGUUGGAUCCAAAACGAGGAUGAUCCAGAGAAUUUCAAGUUCCCCGACGAUUAAAACGCGCGAUUAAUUCCUUUGAUCGCAAACGCCAAAACACAAGGUCACUAUAUGUUAUUUUUUUUUCUCUUUAUUUCAUUCUUCCCUUUUUGAUUUUUUUUAUUUAAUUAUUUACGUUUUAAACUGCCGGGGAAAAAGAUAUUAAUAUGAAUAUGGAAAAGAUAUCAUCGCGAUUUUAGGUAGCUUUUUUUCCUUUUUUUUCUUUUAUAUGUAUAUUUUUGGCGUUAUAAUUGUUAAUUGUAUUUCUUUUCGCGGAUUUGAUUCGCUAAUAAACAUAGGCAUGCACUUCCAAUA
Messenger RNA from Tarenaya hassleriana, 2240 nucleotides. RefSeq names its product 3-ketoacyl-CoA synthase 12-like. The record is from RefSeq and is a predicted model, not a curated record. Lineage: Eukaryota; Viridiplantae; Streptophyta; Magnoliopsida; Brassicales; Cleomaceae. Gene Ontology annotation, biological process: fatty acid biosynthetic process. The transcript has a single exon. Gene Ontology annotation, cellular component: membrane. The coding region runs from base 477 to 1946 and encodes 489 amino acids. Gene Ontology annotation, molecular function: acyltransferase activity, transferring groups other than amino-acyl groups.